Messenger RNA from Aedes aegypti (yellow fever mosquito), 596 nucleotides. RefSeq lists its product as uncharacterized. Bases 32 to 493 code for a protein of 153 amino acids. NCBI's taxonomy places the organism in Eukaryota, Metazoa, Arthropoda, Insecta, Diptera, Culicidae. The record is from RefSeq and is a predicted model, not a curated record. The transcript has 2 exons.
UAGAUUUUCGAAAACCGUCCUUCUAAUCGAGAUGAUGCCCGUGGCUGGAAACAUACAAAGUGCGAGGAAGAACUGCCUUAGUCAAAAUUAUCCUUUUCGGAAGGACGAUGAUGAGCUGGAGGAUGAGGAAUGUGAACUUCCUCCAACGGAGUACGAGGAUAACUUUGCUUUUCGGAGGUUCGAAAAUAAACCGACGCUGAGGCGUGACUUUUUGCGUGAGCAAUUUAGAAAGAAAGCUACGCAGACCGUAAUUAAACAGGCCCAGCAACAGUAUGAAACGAUUCAUCGGCAGGAAGUUGAGCGGAUGCCGCUUAAGAAGAGACCAGACUAUUACCUGUCGAAAGACACCAACAGCGAACCUCAGUACAAUUUGUACAAAACUGAUGAUAUGACAACAUUCUGGAGCUAUCGGUCGAGAUCCAACGCUUCUAGGAGGAGAAAUUCCAAUUUCACAAAACCAAUCAGCGAACAGUUGGAUCAGCAGUUUGGAUAAUUAAAUGCACCAACUCAAAAUGAUUCUAUGUUUUGCAAGCGAUUUAUAUUUAGAUCACAAUUAUUAUUCUAAAUAAAGCAUCAACACUGUUUGCCAUCAUUAA